UUAAGGCCUCCCCGCGCAAUUGAUAGCAGUAUUGAUCCCUGAGUGUGAGUGAGUGUGCCUGUCGUGGCCAACCCGGGAAUCUACUUUUAUCGGAAAGUUUUUUUGAUAAGAUAAGUGGUGCCACGUGACUGCUCCACCGAUCGGAGUCACUCAACUUUUUUUUCUGCCUCGUCCUUCCACCCCUCUUGCGGCAUCGUUCACGUCUGUCGUCACCACAAAUUUCUACGGUCGGUCGCUGCAAAGAUGAAGUGUCAUUUCCGGCGUGGGCAAGGGCAUUAUUGCCUCCAGCACCGGUCUGCUCCUCAAAACGACGGGUCUUACGGUUACCAGCAUCAAGAUCGACCCUUACAUCAACAUCGAUGCGGGCACUAUGGCACCUACCGAACACGGUGAGGUCUAUGUCACUGAUGACGGCGGUGAAAUGGACCUUGACCUUGGCAACUACGAGCGCUACCUGCUCACGUCGCUCACUCGGGACCACAACAUCACCACGGGCAAGGUGUACCAGGAUGUCAUCAACCGCGAGCGGAUCGGCCACUACUUGGGCAAGACCGUCCAGGUCGUGCCCCACAUCACCGACGCCAUCCAGGAAUGGAUCGAGCGCGUCGCCCGGGUCCCCGUGGAUGAGUCCCGCGCCGAGCCGGACGUCUGCAUCAUCGAGUUGGGUGGUACCGUCGGAGACAUUGAGAGUGCUCCCUUCAUCCACGCGCUGAGCCAGCUGCAGCGCAAGGCUGGCAAGGGCAACUUUGUCCAGAUCCACGUCUCCUACGUGCCGGUCAUUCCCCCCGGACCCGGCGGUGAGCAGAAGACGAAACCCACACAGAGAGCCAUUAGCGAUGUGCGGAGUGCCGGUCUCAGCCCGGACCUGAUCGCCUGUCGCUGCGAGCAGCCCCUCGAAGCGAGCACGAUCCAGAAGAUCGCCAACAUGUGCUCGGUGGAGCAACACCAGGUCAUCGCUGUGCACAACGUGACGACGACGUAUCACGUCCCCCUUCUGCUGGAGAAGCAGAAGCUCAUCAACACAAUCACCCAGAUGCUCGAUCUCACGCCCAUCCAACCCACCCCCGAGCGAAUCGAGCGCGGCAGCCGCAUGUGGAAGGACUGGGUCGACCUCGCCCAGGGACAGGACUUCCUGCACGAUCCGGUGACCAUUGCCCUGGUUGGCAAGUACACCUCUCUCCACGACGCCUACAUCAGUGUGUCCAAGGCCCUCGAGCACGCCGCCAUGUUCUGCCACAAGAAGGUCAAGAUCAUCUGGGUGGACUCGUCGCACCUGGAGGACGGAACCGCCCCCGCCGACUACCACAAGGCGUGGCACUCCGUCUGCACCGCGGACGGUGUUCUGGUCCCCGGUGGCUUCGGCAACCGCGGUACGGAGGGUAUGAUGAAGGCCAUCACGUGGGCGCGGACCAACAAGAAGCCCUUCUUGGGCGUCUGUCUGGGUAUGCAGCUGGCGGUGCUGGAGUACUGCCGCAACGUGGUGGGCGUCGAGGACGUUGGUAGCGAGGAGCUGCACCCGGCGGCCGAGAACCACGCCAUCGUCUACAUGCCCGAGGUCGACAAGGGCAAGCUUGGCGGCACGAUGCGUCUUGGCAAGCACCCCUGUAUCUUCCAGGAGAAUACCGAAUGGUCCCGCCUGCGGGGCAUGUACGGUCCCUCGGUCUCGCAGAUUGAGGAGCGCCACCGCCACCGCUACGAGGUCAACCCGGCCAUGAUCGAGCAGAUCGAGAAGGCCGGUCUCACCUUCAUCGGCAAGGACACCAAGGGCGAGCGGAUGGAGAUUGUCGAAAUCCAGGACCACCCCUGGUUUGUCGGCGUGCAGUUCCACCCCGAGUACCUCAGCCGUGUCUUGAGCCCCAGCCGGGCCUUCCUCGGUUUCUUCGCUGCCGCCGCCGGCUGCCUGGACGAGGUCUCCAAGGCCGUUGUCCAGGGCCAGCGCAGCGUGGCUCGCAAGCAAUAGGUCACGGCGAACGGCGCUGGGGGUGUAGAAUGUGUGGAUUACGAAUGGGGAAGAAGCGGUACGACUAGCCUUGCGGGAGUUCCAUUGGGAGGGAUUCUGAUG
Molecule: messenger RNA, 2062 nt
Organism: Aspergillus japonicus CBS 114.51
Lineage: Eukaryota; Fungi; Ascomycota; Eurotiomycetes; Eurotiales; Aspergillaceae
Product: putative CTP synthase
Exons: 3
Coding region: 371-1960 (529 amino acids)
Biological process (GO): pyrimidine nucleobase biosynthetic process; CTP biosynthetic process
Cellular component (GO): cytoplasm; cytoophidium
Molecular function (GO): identical protein binding; CTP synthase activity
Source: RefSeq, a predicted model, not a curated record